Messenger RNA from Aureobasidium melanogenum CBS 110374, 1746 nucleotides. Its product is annotated as Amidophosphoribosyltransferase. Gene Ontology annotation, molecular function: amidophosphoribosyltransferase activity. Lineage: Eukaryota; Fungi; Ascomycota; Dothideomycetes; Dothideales; Saccotheciaceae. The record is from RefSeq and is a predicted model, not a curated record. Gene Ontology annotation, biological process: purine nucleotide biosynthetic process; purine nucleobase biosynthetic process. The coding region runs from base 1 to 1746 and encodes 581 amino acids. Gene Ontology annotation, cellular component: cytoplasm. The transcript has a single exon.
AUGUGUGGCAUCCUCGGCGUUAUUCACGGCAACCCGUCGUCGCUCGACGCUGCCGCUGAGAUCCACCAGGCUCUAUACUACCUGCAACAUCGUGGUCAAGAUGCUUGCGGUAUUGCCGCCUGUACCCGCAAUGGUCGCAUCUACCAGUGCAAGGGCAAUGGUCUCGCCGCAAAGGUCUUCCACGACGGUUCCCGCGUCGCUGACCUCCCCGGCUUCAUGGGAAUUGGUCACUUGAGAUACCCAACUGCUGGCAGCAGCGCAAACUCGGAAGCCCAGCCUUUCUACGUCAACAGCCCCUACGGUAUUGCUCUCACUCACAACGGCAACUUGGUCAACGCCCCUGAAUUGAGAGAGUACCUCGAUCAGGUCGCUCACAGACACAUCAACACGGACAGUGACAGCGAGCUUAUGCUGAACAUCUUCGCCAACGAGUUGAACGAGACCAAGAAAGCAAGAGUCAACGCCAGCGAUUGUUUUGCUGCUCUUGGCCGUAUGUACAAGCGUUGUUCCGGCGGUUGGGCCUGCACUGCCAUGCUCGCUGGAUUUGGCCUUAUUGGUUUCCGUGACGCCUACGGCAUCCGCCCAAUGGUCCUCGGCUCCAAGCCUUCGGACGACGGUAUUGGUACCGACUACAUGAUGGCCUCUGAAUCCGUUGCCUUAUCGCAGUGUGGCUACAAGAACAUCAUUGACAUCAAGCCUGGACAGGCUGUCAUCAUUGAGAAGGGCAAGGAGCCUGUCUUUUCCCAAGUCGCAGAGGAAUUGAACUACGCCCCCGAUAUUUUCGAAUACGUCUACUUUGCUCGUCCUGAGUCCGUCAUUGACGGCAUUUCAGUUCACCGCAGUCGUCAACUCAUGGGCUACCGCCUUGCCGAGACCAUCAAGCAGCAACUCACUCCCGAACAGCUCGCAAGCAUCGACGCCGUCAUCCCCAUCCCCGAGACCAGUCUGAUUUCUGCCUAUGCCGUGUCCAAGCACUUGAAGAUCCCUUACUGCCAGGGCUUUGUCAAGAACCGCUACAUCUUCCGUACUUUCAUUAUGCCAAACCAGAAGGCUCGUCAAAAGGGUGUCCGCGCUAAGCUCAACGCCAUUCCUAUCGAGUUCCAGGACAAGAACGUGCUUCUUGUCGACGACAGUAUCGUUAGAGGUACUACAAGUCGCGAGAUUGUGCUCAUGGCCAAGGAGGCCGGUGCCAAACAGGUCUUCUUCGCCAGUUGCGCUCCCCCAAUUACCUACGCCCACAUCUACGGUAUCGAUCUCGCUUCAUCUUCGGAGCUGAUCGCCCACCACAGCAGCUCUCAGGACAUUGCCAGGAAGAUUGGUGCUGAUGCUGUUGUCUACCAAUCGCUCAAGGAUCUUGAAGAGUCUUGCGCAGAAGCUAGUCCCCGUCCGGACCAAAAGUUCGAAGUUGGUGUCUUCUGCGGCACAUAUGUCACUCCAGUCAGCGACGACUACUUUGAGCAUCUCGAGCGCAUGCGUGGAGAUGCAAAGAAACUUAAGGUCAUGGAGAGCGCACGUGAGGCUGUCAGGCAAGGUACUGCUGGCGAGGAGGAAGUGCGCAUGGCGGCGAGCGGCGUCAAAGUCGACCGCCAGGGCAACGUCGUCCCUGCCGACGAGGGCACCAGCGCACAAGCAACAGCCGUCAGCAAGAUUACCGCCGACGGCGAGAAGGAGGAGAAAAGACCCAAUGAUGGCUUGAUGCACCGUGGUAGCCAGGACGUCUCUCUGCACAACUUGAACGAUUAUUAA